Messenger RNA from Saxophila tyrrhenica, 2427 nucleotides. RefSeq lists its product as uncharacterized. The transcript has a single exon. The record is from RefSeq and is a predicted model, not a curated record. The coding region runs from base 1 to 2427 and encodes 808 amino acids. Gene Ontology annotation, molecular function: polygalacturonase activity. Lineage: Eukaryota; Fungi; Ascomycota; Dothideomycetes; Mycosphaerellales; Extremaceae.
AUGUUCACCAUCAAGAGCUUGACGCUCCUCACCACUGCGCUGUGCGCAUUACUCUGCUCGGCAAGGCCGGCGCCCCAAGGCACGACACCACCCACCGGACCCGGCGGCUACUGGCUUGCGAAUGUCGACCACUCGAAAGACACGGUAUGGGAUCCCGACGCGGAAGGCGCACCUGCCGCCAACUACCAGAUCUUCCGCAACGUUCUCGAGUAUGGCGCGGUUGGAGACGGCAAGACUGACGACACCGCGGCCAUCAAUAAGGCCAUGUCUGACGGAGAACGCUGCGGUGGCGGACCAGACACACCAUGUGACUCCACCACCGUCUACCCGGCCAUCGUCUACUUCCCGCCCGGCAACUACCUUGUCAGCAAGCCGAUUGAGAUGUACUACUACACCCAGAUGAUUGGCGACGCCACCGACCUGCCCACUAUCUCUGCCUCAUCCGACUUCGACGGCAUGGCUGUCAUUGAUGCCGACCCGUACGCAUAUCUCUCCAACGGCUCGGCGGUCAACUGGUUCACCAACCAGAACAACUUCUUCCGCCAGGUUCGCAACUUCAAGAUCGACAUCACGCAAUGGGGCGGCGGUCUGAGCGGUGCCGGUAUUCACUGGCAGGUGGCUCAGGCGACCUCUCUCCAAAACAUUGUCUUCGAGAUGAGCGACAACCCGGCCACUGCCCAGGUGGGAAUCUUUAUGGACAACGGAAGCGGCGGCUUCAUGGCCGACCUCGUCUUCAACAACGGUGGCAAGUGUGCGUUCUUUGGCAGCCAGCAGUUCACCACCCGCAACAUGACCUUCAACAACUGCCAGACUGCUGUCUACAUGAACUGGAACUGGGGCUGGACUCUCCAAGGUCUCACCGUCAACGGUGGUGGUACAGGUCUUGAUAUGUCCGUCAACCCAACCAACCAGUCCGUGGGCUCUGUCUUGCUUGCAGACACUGUCAUGAAGGACGUGGAAUAUGGCGUUCGCUUUGCCUACCAGAACGACUCCUCAAACUUCUACCCCACCGGUGGUUCGCUCAUUCUCGACAACGUCGACAUGUCCGGCGUCACUACCGCUUCGGUCGUCGACUACAACAACAACACCGUGCUUGAGCCUAUGAAGGUGCAGACGUGGGCUUCUGGUAACGGCUACCAUGCGACCCGCCAAGGCACCGACACCACCUUGCAGGGCUCUAAGCAGGAGAAUGCCAUCAUCGCGCCGAGGAAAGCUCCAAGCCUGCUUGACAGCAACGGCAACAUCUUCACGCAAUCACGCCCGCAAUACGAGACUAUGCCCGCCAGCUCUUUCCUUUCCGCCAAGCAGAACGGCUGUGCUGGUGAUGGCUCUACUGACGAUACCGCCGCCAUCGUGAACCUCUUGAAGAUGUCUGCCAGCCAGAACAAGGUCGCCUACUUCGAGCAUGGCGCUUACCUCGUCAAGAACACCGUUCUUGUUCCACCAGGUGCCAAGAUGACUGGUGAGAUCUGGCCGUUGAUCCUCGCGGAUGGUCAGUCCUUCAGCAACACCAAGCAGCCGAAGCCAGUCUUCCAGGUCGGUAAAGCUGGCGGCGAGCAAGGCUCUUUCCAGAUCAGCGACUUCGUUUUCGAGACACUUGGCCCAGCGAGCGGUGCCAUCAUGAUCGAAUGGAACAUGCAAUCUCCUCAAGGCGAGUCUGGCAUGUGGGACACCCACGUCCGCAUCGGUGGCUCAGCCGGCACCGACCUCCAAGGCCCUCCAGCAUACGGCAACUGCCGCAAGAACCCAGAGUCCACCCAGGUCAACCUCCAGUGCGAAGGCGUCUUCAUGAUGUUCCACGCCACCCGGCCAUCCUCCGGUAUCUACCUCGAGAACACCUGGUUCUGGGUCGCCGACCACGACCUCGACCACGAGACACCUCAGCAAAUCUCUCUCUACAGCGCUCGCGGCGCGCUCAUCCAGUCCGAAGGACCGAUCUGGAUGUGGGGCACCGCCUCCGAGCACUCCAUCUUCUACCAAUACCAGAUCGACGGCGCCCAAGCCGUCUUCUCCGGCUUCAUGCAAUCCGAGACGCCCUACAUGCAGCCCAACCCGCUCGCCCCGGCGCCCUUCACCGUCAACACCGCCUACGACGACCCGCAAUUCGCCAUCUGCGGCAGCGGAACCGACGGCAGCCCGAUCCCGUGCAAAGACGCCUGGGGCCUGCGCAUCGUCAACAGCCGCAACGUGCUCAUCUACGGCACUGGGCUGUACAGCUUCUUCAACAACUACGACCAGGACUGCGUCGGCACGCACAACUGCCAGCAGCACAUGGUGCAUAUCCAGAACAGCCAGGUCAGCAUGUACACGGUGAAUACAGCGAACUCGGUGUCGAUGAUUGUGGAUGACAACAUGGGCACGGUGGCGGGAGAGGAUAACAGGAACUGGUUUUGCGACACUGUGUCGUAUUACUUUACGCCGCAGUAA